Molecule: messenger RNA, 5352 nt
Organism: Rana temporaria (common frog)
Lineage: Eukaryota; Metazoa; Chordata; Amphibia; Anura; Ranidae
Gene: CDK14
Product: cyclin dependent kinase 14
Exons: 15
Coding region: 466-1875 (469 amino acids)
Biological process (GO): protein phosphorylation
Cellular component (GO): cytosol; nucleus; cytoplasm
Molecular function (GO): ATP binding; cyclin binding; cyclin-dependent protein serine/threonine kinase activity
Source: RefSeq, a predicted model, not a curated record
GUGCGGAUCUCAUGUAUAGUCAGUCCUGCUGGAUCUGCUUCAUCAUUCAAGCUAAGAAUAUAAACAGUGUACAAUGACGAGGAUAGAGGAGGGGGUGGGACAGAUCAGAGCACAGCCUGAGCACUGGGCUGCAUGAGAAGCUGCUGCAGGACCAUCCAAAGCUGCCUCUGCAGGUCUACAAGGGGUCCCCUGUACCCAGAAUCCUGCACCCCCCCCCCCAGACAUCUCUUCUCUCCUUCUCACAUCCACACUGCCUGUGUUGGGAAAUAUUUCGCUUCCUGCUCCAAGUUUUCAUUGCGGAGAAGUUGCAGAAAAUGAGUCGCAAUAUUUGGGAACAGAUUGUAUGUGAGACCUAGAAGGCGGCAGGAGGAGAGGAUCGCAGCCAGCUUCAGCCACCGCUGGGAUUCUUCUUUGGACUUUCGCUCAUCCUCCUUCCCUCCUCCAAGUUGGAGCUCUGCUGCUUGGAUGUGUGACAUGAUCGCAGGACAGCCGGCUCCGAAGCUGAGCAAGAUGAAAAAGUUAAGGAGAACUUUGUCAGAGAGCUUCAGCAGGCUAGCCUUGAAGAAGGAUGAGAACACCAUCGAUGAGAUAUGUGUCACGAAGAUGUCUACACGCAACUUCCAGGGAAUGGACUCGGUAAUCAAACCAUUGGACACCAUCCCUGAGGACAAGAAAGUGCGUGUUCAGAGGACUCAGAGCAGCUUCGACCCCUUCGAAAAAGCAGCAAACCAGGUGAAGAGGGUGCACUCAGAAAACAAUGCAUGCAUUAACUUUAAGAGCACAUCCGUGGGGAAGGAGUCUCCCAAGGUCAGACGACAUUCAAGCCCUAGCUCGCCAACGAGUCCUAAAUUCGGGAAGGCCGACUCGUAUGAAAAACUGGAAAAACUAGGAGAAGGCUCCUAUGCUACAGUGUAUAAAGGCAAAAGCAAAGUAAAUGGAAAGCUUGUGGCACUGAAGGUGAUAAGAUUACAAGAAGAGGAGGGAACUCCAUUUACUGCAAUCAGGGAAGCUUCACUUCUAAAAGGACUGAAACACUCCAACAUUGUACUACUGCACGAUAUCAUCCACACCAAGGAGACACUAACCCUCGUCUUUGAGUAUGUGCACACAGAUUUAUGUCAGUACAUGGAUAAACACCCUGGAGGGCUGCAUCCUGACAAUGUGAAGUUGUUUUUAUUUCAGCUGCUGCGAGGACUCUCCUACAUUCACCAAGGCCACAUUUUGCACAGAGACCUGAAACCACAGAACUUGCUGAUCGGCGAUACUGGGGAGCUGAAGCUGGCCGACUUUGGUCUUGCACGAGCCAAAUCAGUCCCCAGCCACACUUACUCUAAUGAGGUAGUAACACUUUGGUACAGGCCUCCAGAUGUGCUGCUGGGUUCCACAGAGUACUCCACCUCCCUGGACAUGUGGGGUGUGGGCUGCAUUUUUGUAGAAAUGAUCCAGGGUGUAGCUGCUUUUCCAGGAAUGAAAGACAUACAGGACCAACUGGAACGGAUAUUUUUGAUCCUUGGAACCCCCAAUGAUGAGACAUGGCCGGGUGUCAGUUCUUUACCACAUUUCAAGACAGAAAGGUUUACACAGUACGGCCCUAAGAAUCUUCGGCAAGCUUGGACUAAACUGAGCUAUAUCAAUCAUGCUGAAGAUCUCGCCUCCAAAUUGCUCCAGUGUUUCCCCAAAAAUAGACUAUCUGCACAGACUGCUUUGAAUCACGACUACUUCAGUGACCUUCCUCCACGGCUCUGGGAGCUGAGCGAUAUGUCUUCCAUUUUUACCGUACCGAAUGUGAAGUUGCAGCCAGAAGUCGGAGAGAGCCUGCGAGUGUUUGGGAAAAACAAUAGUUUCAGCAAAAGUCUCUCCAUCAGCAAGCACUGAUAAUGUAAUGCCAUGUACGUGGAAGCCAGGAUAAGACUUCAAUCAUCGGAGAAUGGAGAUCAUUGGAUUGAAGAUGUUUGCCUUAUAGAACGGAAACCUUUUGGAGGUUGAUCAUCAUUCUGUUGAUGUGAAUUGAGAAUGGAGAAUUUGACAAGAAACUGUUUUCACCCAAUAAUUUGCUUCAAGCCUUGCACGCAAUUUGCUACCUUGUGAUUUAUAUGAAGAUUAAAAUGUAAUAUCUAGACAGCAUAUAUAUAUUUUUUUCCCCCCGAAGUUCUGUUUCUUUAUCUACAGUAGAACACAUAUGCUAAUUGGAGAUCUUGCCAGUUCUCCGUUCUAGGGCUCGGUGCAUACCUUUAAUUUGACCAUUGAGUCACAGGACUUUUCAUAUAGGAAAGAAAAAAAAUUAUGUCAUCUUGCAAUAAAUGUUAGAAGCAAACAUUUAAUUUUGGAUCAAUGGUCAAAUACUCUACAACCGAACUUUGACAUUGCCGAAUAAAAAGGCCAUGUUUGAUAGAUAGCAAUAUUUUGUUGAACAGGAAAGGUCGUUCUUUAAGGCCUUUAAAAAAAAAAUUGAUACAUUUGUAUCAUUAAAUUAUAAAUAUUGUACUCAUUAUCAUUUCAUAAAAGGAUAAACCUACAUACGAUGGUUAUUCCGUUGUGGGUUUGUUUGCAUUACUCAUAUCACUACGCAACUUGGAGAAAUUGCUUACAAUUUUUCCCCUCGCAAUCUUUGUAUAUUUCAAAAUAUCAGCUCCUCCUAUGCAUCACAGAUAUAUGAAAGGGAAAUACUGAAUUUGCAAUUGGAUAUAAAGAACAAUGAUUUUGAUAACCCUUUGGGAGGUGUAAAGUCUUGACAACGUAUGAGCCAAUUUACUAUUGGGUACUUCUCAGAAGUGUCUCCUAAAUGAAAAUGUUUAAAGCUUUUUUUUCAGCUUGCUCCUUGGGAUUACUUAUGUCAGUCCUUUGGUCACUUGAGCAAGGUGAGUCUGUUUCAGACAAGUGACUGACAGAGAGCAUCCCAUAUAGUAUGAAGGACAGAAUUGGGAGAUUCUGUACAUUGUGUUCCAUGUCACAGCCAAGUACAAGUCUCCGAUUCCUGAACCAUAAUUAGGUUUAUCUGUGAUGCAGACACAAAAUGUCUGAGCAUUACUAAGGUUGGGUAUAUCUCCGUAGAUGUUUAUGAUGCUAUAUAGAAGACACAUUAAUAGGCCUGUAGAUGGUUGUGGUCUUCAGUAUCUGAGUCAAGUCUCAACUUGAGCUGCCUCUUAAAGCCCCACUUUACAUUUUAGAGGCAUCAAUACAAAAUGCCUCACAGUUCAUUUUCUUUUGAAAGCAGCCACAGCCUAAGUAGAAAAGCCUAUCUCCUACCAGCAUGCUGUAGAGAGUGGAAGCAGUGGUCUCCCUGCAAAGGUCCAGCACAUCCCCUGCCGAAACAGAGCCAAAGCUCCCCAGUCAGCAGAGACCUAUAGGUCUGUCUCAGCAGGAGGUGUGUUGGACUUCUACAGAGAGACCAUUUAUUUUACCCAAAGAGCAAGCAUCCUUCAUUGCAUUACGCUGGCAGGAGACCAUAAUUUUUCUUCAGGUUGUGGUUGCAUUCAAAAGAAAACACACUGUAAGACAUUACACACCUUUUUGUUUUGAUGUAUUUAGCUGAUUUAAAAUGAAAGUUCAGUUUCAAUUCAAGUAACGAUUUCCCAGUAUUGAAAGCAGAACCUGCAUUGGUUUCCGAUGUCUCAAGCAUGUACGCCUUACAUUGUAUUUCAGAAUUCCAUGUUCAGGAUGUUCUGUAAUACAUAUUUCAGUUUAACCUAAUAAGUGGGCUCCACGUACCAUAACACUCAAUCGGUCAGUUAUAUCACUAAUCAAAGUGAUGAGCCACUUGAAAGACAAGGGAAGUAGGGGGUGCCAGAUCAAAUGAGGGAAACAUUGAAAUGGUUGUUGCUAACUUCUCAUCCUGCAAUAGCUUGUUGCCUGGUUGUUAUGCUGACCCUCUGGUUUCAAUACUUGGAGUUUUGGACCUGGACCAAGCAGGACUUCUAAUGUCACUCUGACUUUCCUGAUCUGCUUACAGGUUCCAGAUCAAUGACUCCAAAAGGACUUUGAAGCCAGUUGGUCAGAAUAUUAGUCACGCACUAGUAUUUUCAGAAGGGGGCAGCGAUGGCAACCCCCAUGAUUUCACUCGGGAAAAAUUCACUUUCCAUGUUCAAGGGCUCUCAGGCCAACUUUUUACAUUUUAACUGUACAAUCUUCUCUCAUUUUACCAACACAUAUGGCGUGUCUUCUUGCUAGGACUCUUACCCCUCAUAGCUGUUGGUAGAUCUUAGUGUUACUAAACCUACAACUGUAACAUAAGUAUGUAUAUCCAGUAAAGCAUGCUUGUUAUAUUCACUGUACAACUUAAGGGGUUAAUACUCUGAAUUGUGUAAAAAGGCUGUUUGGUCCUGAUCCUCCCAUUCCAGAGGCCCCAAGCCAUCUCCGGAUAGUACAGAUGCUAGGGGCACUCUGCACAUGCUCAGUUUGGUGUGUAUUGCUAGCAAUGUUUUGUUGUUCUUGGGAGAGUGCAUGUGAUCAGCACAGGGCCAAUCAGCACUGUCCAGACAGAGUCAGGGGUCUGCAUCCUUAUAGGACAAUCAUGGGAGAAUAAAAACUCCUCCUACAAGCUUUAACCAAACAUUGAUAAAAGUCACAAAACUGCUCUUAACUGCUGAUUAGAAAAUGUAUUUAGCAGUUUAUAUUUACUAAAACCAUUACAUUGCCAUGUUUUAUGUACUGUGAGAGACCAGAUAUAGUGAAUGCAGGGUCCUGGGUUUAGUAACACUUUAAGUGAUUGUAAAGAAACGGUACAAUCAGUUUGUUGUGUUUAGAUGGAGCUUCUAUCUUCUAGUGCUUGCUAUUGGAGGGGAUUGCCUAUAUACAACAUUGGAACUCAGAACUGGCACACAAUGAUGUAUGUACGAUCUUCAGGUAAAAAAAAUAAAGAUAUCACCUUUAAGAAAUUACUUUGAGAAACCUGUAGGUAUUGUUUACAGCAACCCAUCAUAUUCAUUUCAACAUUUCUAAGUUAGAUGAUGAAAAUCAAAUCUCCAUUAGAGAGAUUUCCCCGAACUUUCUGUCUCGGUGACAAGAGUUUUACCAGACAAGCAUUGAAGGGAAACCUUUAACGGAAACGCAGACAAAAAAUUCAAAUACUUUUUAUUUGUAGAGCAUUUUGGUGGCAGUAAAAACCCAAUAGGGGCUCUGAUAUUUCUCUACUCCAUCCAAAAGAAAAAGGUUUGGCUGGACAUACAAUUUUUGUUCUUUAUAAAACUCCAGUUUUGGUCUGCUUGUGAACUUUCAAUACAAUCAAAUAGUAAAUAUAAUUGGUCUAAAAAAAUAAAAAGCAUUUCUUUAUAUAAAUUGAGUUAAAAUAUGACAUGUCAACAUUCAUAAAUAUUAUUGACUCAUUUUAUUAAAUUUAAACAUGAUUUCAUUAUA